AUGGAUUUGGAGGAGACAUGCAAAGAGGGAGAGGACACAGAGGGGAAAAUUACACGAGCUGCAGCUGCAAAGUUGGUGAAAAAAACUUUUCUUGAAGCCCUGAAGUCCAAUGACUUUGAAACACUGGAAGAGCUGUUGAGCCAAAAGAAAAUAGACGUGGACACAGUGUUUGAAGUGGAAGAUGAAAACCUGAUUCUGGCAUCCUACAAACAAGGGUACUGGCUUCCCAGCUACAAAUUAAAAAUAUCCUGGGCAACUGGACUUCAUAUAGCUGUCAUGUAUGGCCAUCUGGAGAGUCUUUUGGUCCUCCUCAAUCACAAAGCUACAAUCAACUGCCGGCCCAAUGGGAAAGCUGCCAUCCACAUAGCCUGUGAAAUGGCAAAUGUGGAGUGUCUCAAGAUCCUUUGCAACCACGGGGCUAAGCUGAACUGCUUUUCAAUGAGCGGGCAGGCGCCCUUGCACUUCUGUACCACACGAACCUCCAUGCCUUGUGCCCAGCAGCUGCUUUGGAGAGGAGCAAAUGUGAACAUAAGAACAAACAACAAAGACGAGGAGACGCCUCUGCACGUGGUUGCACGUUUGGGUGUCCCAGAGCUCGUGGCCUUUUACGUGGAGCAGGGAGCACAGGUAGAUGCUCUCAAUGCCUACAUGGAGACCCCCCUGGCCUGUGCAGCCUACUGGGCCCUUCACUACAAGGAUCAGAUAUACAGCCAGGACCACCACCUCGUCUGUCGGAUGCUCCUAGACUAUAAAGCUGAAGUGAACGCUCGUGAUGAGGAUUUCAAAUCACCACUCCACAAAGCUGCCUGGAACUGUGAUCACGUCCUGCUGCACAUGCUGCUGGAGGCAGGAGCAGAAGCAAACAUCAUGGAUGUCAAUGGCUGUGCACCCUUACAGUAUAUCAUAAAAGUGACAUCUGUGAGGCCAGCUGCUCAGCCAGACAUCUGCUACCAGCUGCUACUGAACCAUGGAGCAGCUAGGAUAUACCCUCUGCAAUUCCACAAGGUGCUGCAAGCCUGUCAUUCCCACCCCAGAGCUGUGGAGGUAGUUGUCAACUCCUAUGAACACAUCAAAUCCACAUCUAAGUGGAAAGCAGCCAUACCUGAGGAUGUCUUGGAGCGGCACCAGGAUUUCUAUGACUCUUUGUUCACUGUGUGCAGCAAUUCCCCACGGUCACUGAUGCACUUAUGCAGAUGUGCUAUUCGGGCAAUAUUGUCAGAAAAGUGCCAUCGAGAAGUCCCCUUGCUCUCCAUCCCUCUGUCCAUGAAGAGGUACUUGCUGCUGGAACCAGAAGGAAUCAUCUACUGA
This is a messenger RNA of Serinus canaria (Common canary), 1308 nucleotides long. It is a transcript of the gene ASB4, whose product is annotated as ankyrin repeat and SOCS box containing 4. Gene Ontology annotation, cellular component: nucleus. The record is from RefSeq and is a predicted model, not a curated record. The transcript is spliced from 5 exons. Gene Ontology annotation, biological process: intracellular signal transduction; positive regulation of transcription by RNA polymerase II. Gene Ontology annotation, molecular function: protein binding; transcription cis-regulatory region binding. NCBI's taxonomy places the organism in Eukaryota, Metazoa, Chordata, Aves, Passeriformes, Fringillidae. Bases 1 to 1308 code for a protein of 435 amino acids.